Molecule: messenger RNA, 1231 nt
Organism: Schizosaccharomyces cryophilus OY26
Lineage: Eukaryota; Fungi; Ascomycota; Schizosaccharomycetes; Schizosaccharomycetales; Schizosaccharomycetaceae
Exons: 2
Coding region: 42-1010 (322 amino acids)
Cellular component (GO): nucleus; cytoplasm
Source: RefSeq, a predicted model, not a curated record
CUUGGAAAGAGGAAAUAUCCAAAGUGAAUUUGCAUCGUUUUAUGAUGAGUUCCUUGAAGACAAUCGCUACGCAUAAUGGUGCAUUUCAUGCGGACGAAGCUUUAGCUGUUUACAUGCUUCGUAGUAUCGAAACAUAUCGUAACGCCAAAGUGGUUCGCUCUAGGGAUCCUCAGCUUUUAGACAGUUGCGAUAUCGUUGUAGAUGUCGGCGGGAAAUAUGACGGUGUAAAGUAUUUUGAUCACCAUCAACGUGAAUUUAGCGAUACGUUUUCUUCCAACUACAAGACUCGUCUUUCCAGUGCAGGUUUGGUUUAUAAACACUUUGGUAAGGAGGUGAUCUCUUCGGUCUUAGCGGGCAAGCAACUUUCUCAAGAAGACUUGGACAUCUUGUAUGAAAAAAUCUAUACUUCGUUUAUUGAAGGUUUGGAUGCAAAUGAUAAUGGUAUUUCACCAUUCCCCGCUGAUUUGACUCCCACAUUCAAAGCCGCCAUGAGUCUUCCAGAAAUGGUGUCUACUUAUAUCCCCUCUUGGAACUCUGAAAAACAAGACGAAGAGUCCUUCUUGGAAUGUUUCCAUAAGGCCUCUGAGUUUAUUGGCAACUGGUUUGUUCGCACCGUCAACCAUUACGCAUCUUCUUGGUUACCUGCGAAGUCUUUGGCUCGUGAAGCCGUCCUCAAAGCAAAGGAUUCUUCUAUUUUGAUUAUGGACAAGUUCUUUCCUUGGAAGAGUCACCUUUAUGACAUUGAAAAAGAACUUAACAUAGAGGGUCAAUUCAAGUAUGCUAUUUAUUCGGACGGAAAGGGCUGGCGUGUUCAAGCUGUCGCUAUCGAUCCUACUUCUUUCACUUCUCGUCUUCCUCUACCCGAACCAUGGAGAGGUGUUCGUGAUGAAAAGCUUUCUGAACUUACUGGAAUAUCUAACUGUAUUUUUGUUCAUGCAUCGGGUUUCAUUGGAGGAAAUGCCACUUUUGAGGGUGCUCUGGAGAUGGCUAAGCGUGCUUUGGCUUUUUAGAAUUUUCGUCAACUAGGUAUCCUCAAGAAAUUUUGCUAAAAACAUUGGUCUAAAUUUUGGGAAGGAUCGUUAUUCUAUGGAUUGUUAUUAUAAAUAGUAGUUUAGUCUAAUUAUGUUUAAAAUUGUUCUAAUACUAUGGUAAUGCUCUUCGUUCACCUAUAAAAAAUCAUGCCUUCUGCAAGAUCUUUACACCCAGAAGAGUCACUUUUCAAAAAAAUCGG